AUGACCGACAAGCUACCCCCCAACCUCCGCGCACUCUUCGCGCCGCGCCCACCACUCCGCUACCUCCCCGCGCAUGACGUUGCGCCAGAAGAUCGUCGCACUGCCCACAUCACUAGUGUCGCACAAUUCCUCCCAGCUCUGCACGAAAAGGCCGAGAACGUCAAAGCGUCCGACAACCAGGAACUUCAGCCCGGCGACCCAGGCUACGAACCCCCACCCACCGAGUCAUGGCUGGAAAGGCGCGACCGAGAGACACGUGAAAAGCAAGCGCAUCAUCAAUGGCUUCACAACGAAGGCGCAGACCUACUCUACAAACCCAAGCAGAACACAAGCGCGGCUGGCGAUGCCUUCAGCACGCUGUUCGUCUCGCGCCUCUCGUACGAUGUGGAUAGGCACGACCUCCAAGCCGAGUUCUCGCGCUUCGGACCAAUCAUGCGAAUCAAGGUCAUCACCGACACUGGAGAGAACGAGGCGGAGAUGCUUGCUCGUGGUGUGGCUCAGGACAGAAUCAGUAAGAAGAAGAGGAAGGGAGCUUCAAAAGGCUACGCGUUCAUCGUCUUCCACAACGAGGCCGACAUGAAAGCUGCGUACAAAGAGAUGGACGGUGCUAGCAUUAAGGGCCGCCGCAUCCUCGUCGAUGUGGAACGCGGUCGGACUGUCGCUGGGUGGAGACCACUGAGAUUUGGAGGUGGCCUGGGAGGACGUCACUACACCAAAGCGCCGCCUCCUCGCGCAAGCGGCGGGUACCAGUUCAACGGCCCACCACCAGGACCAGGCGGCUUCCGUGGAGGUUUCAGAGGCGGCUUCAGAGGCGACGGAGGCUUCAGGGGUGGCCGCGGUGGCGGUUUCAGAGGCGGCCGAGGUGGUAUAGGAUAUCAAAACGGCAUGCCUCCGGACGGCGCACCGGCGGGCCCACGAGGCGGAUACGGCGAUCGUGGAGGCUAUGGAGGAGGCUACGGGGGAGGCCGUGGAGGCUAUGUUGGCGGAGGGUACGACGAUCGCGGAUCACGCAACAACGCUAACUACGAGCCUCUCCCUCCUCGUGGCGGCGGCUACCGGGAUCGCGAGGAGCCGAACGGCGGAGGGUACAGAGGAGGCGGCGAUCGCGGCGGCCCUGGCUAUGGUGGUGGGUUCGACGAUCGCUCGCGCAAGCGGCCUUACGACGGGGGCGGGUAUGGUGGGUACGAGGAGCACCGCAGCAGCAGACCGCGCUACUAA
This is a messenger RNA of Saxophila tyrrhenica, 1218 nucleotides long. RefSeq lists its product as uncharacterized. The coding region runs from base 1 to 1218 and encodes 405 amino acids. The transcript has 2 exons. The record is from RefSeq and is a predicted model, not a curated record. Gene Ontology annotation, biological process: mRNA splicing, via spliceosome. NCBI's taxonomy places the organism in Eukaryota, Fungi, Ascomycota, Dothideomycetes, Mycosphaerellales, Extremaceae. Gene Ontology annotation, cellular component: precatalytic spliceosome; U1 snRNP; U2-type prespliceosome. Gene Ontology annotation, molecular function: mRNA binding; U1 snRNA binding.